CAAGACCAAACGUUUCAAGCUCUAUCCCAGCUAUUUGCAAUGUCUGGAUUUGCAGACGAGAACAUCUACUUCGACGAAGAUCGUCCGUUUCAUACACAGAAAAUGCUCACCGCUCUGAAGAAUUCUGGAUAUAGAACAGCAGUUCUAACGCAGACUGUGGACCUUGUUAAUCAUAUAUCUUCUGCUCCCUUCACAGAUUAUGAAAUGUGCGAGUCUAAGUAUGGUCUCAACGUGUACACAAGACUCACUGCAGUGUUGUCUGAGCAAAGCCACAUUCAGGUGCUAUCUCAAGAUGCAGCCAAGAGUUACGAUCUUGUAGCAGUUCAACCUCAAACAGACAAACUAUUUCGGCAGUGCUGUGGCUCGCUGGACAUUGAUAUUAUAGCACUAGACAUGACUCAACGUCUGCCGUUUUACUUGAGACCUCCGCAAGUUAGACAGGCCACAGAUAGAGGAAUCCAUUUUGAGAUACUUUAUAGUCCAAUGAUUGCAGACUCAACAGCUCGACGUCACAUCAUUUCAACUGCUCGUGAUCUGGUGAAUUUAACUAAGGGAAAAAACAUAAUCAUAUCAAGUGGUGCUGCAAAACCUAUCAAACUUCGUGGACCAUAUGAUAUCAUCAAUCUUGGAUUACUAUUUGGAUUAAAUGAAGGUGUUGCCAGGAAAGCUAUAUUAGACAAUUGUAGGGCUACAUUGCUCCAUGCUCGGGUACGAAAUGCAACAGCAAAAGGAGUUGUAUCUGCUGCUAUGGUUACUGAUCUGAAGUCAGCUGAACUGUGGAAGUUGGAGCAACAGAAAGAUGAUGUGACUGAUGAGCACAAAGGAGUUCAAUACAGAUAUGUGGAUAGUGGAUCAGUAGGAAUGGGGAAAAUGAGCAAACGACAUAGACAGAGUGAAGAUGGAUGUGCAAGUGUGCCUAAUUUUAAGAAAGUAAAGCUGGUUGCUAGUGUCAAGACUAACAUGGACACAGAUCAACAGCAAACUAUAUCAGAAUAGCUGCUAUUAUAAUACAUGUACAAGUGUACACAUCAGUUGUAGCAGUUUACUGUAAGUGCAAGGACUAUGAAUCAGGCACAAUCUAUGUUGAAGAAGAUGGAACGUGAGCAAGUUUGUGCAAAAUGAUUUCUGUUAUUUCAUGUACAAUGUGCAGGUUCUGAGUAACCAGAUAAAUAUCUUGACCUUUACUGCAUCUUUGGCAUUCAAGCCUGUUAAUUAAGUCUAAUUCUAAUGUAUGUGCACGGUGCCCUAAAAUUUAGCAGAACUGGAAAGAAUUCAAUAAAACACAUAAGAAGCCAAAGCAAUGGUUUAAUUUAA
This is a messenger RNA of Corticium candelabrum, 1314 nucleotides long. RefSeq names its product ribonuclease P protein subunit p30-like. Gene Ontology annotation, biological process: tRNA processing. Bases 40 to 996 code for a protein of 318 amino acids. NCBI's taxonomy places the organism in Eukaryota, Metazoa, Porifera, Homoscleromorpha, Homosclerophorida, Plakinidae. The record is from RefSeq and is a predicted model, not a curated record. The transcript has a single exon. Gene Ontology annotation, molecular function: RNA binding. Gene Ontology annotation, cellular component: nucleolar ribonuclease P complex.